Molecule: messenger RNA, 3549 nt
Organism: Fopius arisanus
Lineage: Eukaryota; Metazoa; Arthropoda; Insecta; Hymenoptera; Braconidae
Product: mucolipin-3
Exons: 3
Coding region: 674-2590 (638 amino acids)
Cellular component (GO): plasma membrane; lysosomal membrane
Molecular function (GO): NAADP-sensitive calcium-release channel activity
Source: RefSeq, a predicted model, not a curated record
CAUUCGAUACACUCACAGUCGCCAUUUUUAUUUCUUUUGACUUUCUUCAAUUUGAUUUUUGAGCGGUAGCCAUUAUGCUCUCCUUUAUCUAUAUAAUAAAGGAUUGGCAUACAUCGUCAUCACAUCGAACAAACAUCCCCAACACCUCGAACAAAUAUCUCCCCCUUCAUUAUAGCAGAAGAUUUAUAUGAGGCGGUGAUUAAUGAAUAACUAUCCAAACAUCAAUAAUCACUCGCAUAAAACAUUAGCAAAUGUCCAGACUAGGAGCAGCUCCCCUAUUUUCAAUCAGCUGGUUGCUGUCAUAUGUGUGUCAGUUUGUCAUUGUGUACUCUUCGCACCAAAUGGCGCUGUCAUUUGGAGUUCUCAGUAGAUAUCCGCCACACGGUACCACUCACUGCCACUCACUCUGUACUCUCACAUAUAGUUUAAUUGAAUAGAUAGUUGUCGUAUCAGUUUUCCUACAACUCUGGCUAUCAGCGUUGACAACCUGGAAAUUCUAUUGUUGAUUAUUUCAUCAAUGCCAGUACCACUAGAUCAUUGCGGAUGUGAGCAUCACAGUGGUGAGUUUCGCUGCCCUCUAGCCUCAGAUAAUCAGUGUUCCACAACAACGCCGUGAUUCUACUCGAGGUAUUGGAUUUUACAUACGACGACGACAUCGAAGACCAAGGGGGAUAUGGCAUCAACAAGGAAAAUGGCUGCUAGCAGUGGCAAUGACAGGAGUUAUCCGGAGGACCGUGCGCGUGGCAGCAAUUCAUUGAGAAGCACAAAUAAUACAUGGAGCCAAGUGUCUGAUAGUGCUGAUGAACACGAGCACAGUCCAUUCGCUCAUAGGCCUGCUAAUCUUUCUAGGGAUGGAAUAAUCGAUGAGCCUCAUUACGACGCAGUCGCUUAUGCCGAAGAUAAGAUGCGUCGCCAUCUGCGAUUCUUCUUUAUGAAUCCUAUUGAAAAAUGGCAGGCCCGUCGUCGUGUUCCCUAUAAAUUCAUCGUCCAAGUGAUCAAGAUUAUUCUAGUCACCGUGCAGCUCUGUCUUUUCGCUCACAACAACUACAUGCACGUUAAUUACACGUGGGACAACAAAAUAGCCUUUUCCCAUCUGUUCCUGCUGGGUUGGGAUGCUACCCAAGAGGUACCAGCCUAUCCCCCAACAACAGCACCACUGGCUCUCUACAAGCAAGAUGAAUUCUAUGCAACAAUUGAUUACGCAUUAAGAGGAUAUUAUAAUCUCAGUAACGCUAUUGGCUCCUACUCAUAUACCGAGGAGGAUAACUCCAUUGGCCGAGUUGAUUUAUGUCUGUACCAGUACAAAGAAGGUACCAUAUUUGGUUUUAACGAGAGCUAUGUAUUUAACAACGAGAUAGAGAAGAUUUGUAUUCAGAUAAACCACACCUUCUACGGUGUCCCUACAAUUCAAGCAAAGAAACUACUGGUGGAAAAAAAAAUUAUCAUCAAUUUCUCCGCUUUGGUAAAGGCAGAGCUUAAAUUUGCUGUAAAAACGGUGAAUUUAAAGGCAGCAGGACCGAUAACACCGCCUGAUUGCUAUCAAUUCGAUAUCAAGAUCCUUCUAGAUAAUAGUGAUUUUGAUGGGCAAAUGCUACUAUCUCUAGAUGCGGAAUCCAACAGGUUGCAAUGCAAAGGUGAUACGAGGUACAUUACUGAUAACAGGAUUGACUCUGCAUUGAGAACACUCCUCAAUCUAUUUGUCAUAUCUAUUUGCACCAUCUCCUUGGGGUUGUGCUCCAGAGCCAUCUAUAGGGCGCAACUUCUAAAGUUCGAUACAAUCCGAUUCUUUAAGAAGAUGUAUGGGAAGUCAUUGAGCUUUGAGGGGCGCCUCGAGUUUCUCAAUAUGUGGUACAUUAUGAUUAUUAUCAACGAUCUGCUGAUUAUCGUAGGCUCGGCAAUCAAGGAACAAAUCGAGAGAAAGUAUUUUGGUAGUGACCACUGGAACAUCUGCAGUAUUUUUCUGGGCACGGGCAAUCUGCUAGUGUGGUUUGGAGUCCUCAGAUAUCUCGGAUUUUUCAAGACUUACAAUGUUGUCAUUCUCACCUUGAAGAAGGCAGCACCCAAAGUCGCAAGAUUCCUGGUGUGUGCCAUUCUUAUUUAUGCUGGUUUUACAUUUUGUGGGUGGCUCACUUUGGGUCCCUAUCACCUCAAGUUUAGAAGCCUCGCCACCACCUCCGAAUGCCUCUUCGCUCUCAUCAAUGGAGAUGAACUCUUCGCAACUUUCUCCAUUACAUCUUUUAAAUCUCCACUCCUCUGGUGGUAUUCCCGAAUCUAUCUCUACACUUUCAUCUCACUUUAUAUCUAUGUGGUACUGAGUCUCUUUAUUUCCGUUAUUAUGGAUGCCUAUGAUACCAUUAAAGUGUACUAUCGCGACGGCUUUCCCAAAAAUGAUCUCCAGGCAUUUAUUGCUGUCUGCACCGAUGAGGCAUCCAGCGGUGUUUUUCGUCAGGAAUCCGGUGGAAAUAAUUUCAGUGAAUUUUUUGAAAAAUUUUGCUGCUGUCGGAAAAGACCCUGUGGCUCUUUCUCAGGGACUAAAAAUGCAGAUACACCAAAUAAGUCCGAUGAAAGUUGCAGCGCAAUCUGUAUAUAGUAGGCUCAUUGAGAAAGGGGCCAAAGCGAGGUGCUAUGGAUCGAUUUUGUAAUUCAGAAAAUAAUUUUUGUAGUUGGGAGGAGGAGGAGGCGAAGGGCUGUUGGAAGGCUGAUUGAUGGCUUCAGUGUUCAUCUACUGUGAAUUAGUUGGUGAAAUAAGUGAGUUUUUCAAAGAAAUAAAUUUUUAUUAUCGGAUGGACAAAAUGUUACAUGAUUGUCGUAAAUUGACCCCAGUACAAAAGCAUUCAGCCCUGAAAACAAAAAAAAUUGUUAAAAAAAAUUGUUAAAACUGCCACAUUAACUUCGUUUGCAUCUUGUCCGUGUUGCAAAUGGUCAGCGAAUGGCCAACAAAUAGUAUUUAAUUCGAUAAAUUAAUGUGAUAUUAGCGCGAAAUAAUAACACCAGCAAAGUGUGCAUCAACCACCUCGUAAAUUCACUGACGCCUUCGAUUUUCUUGGAUAUCAAAAUAACAUUAUAUUGGGGAUAUUAAAAUAUCAAUAGUACAACAUCUACUUUGUGAUUGAUUAUAACGUCUCAAUGCUCACAAAAGGCUUCCGUAUGUUGCACAAAGCACAUUUGGGAAGUAACAAAUGAGGUGUAAUCCAGUGUGAAUUAUUGAGUGUAGAGAAUUAUACACUGCUCGAUUCAAACCAUGUACCUCUCAUUAUAUCUCGUUUUCGACCGCCAAAACAAUGAUAAAUAUAUAUUUUUCUUAUAUAUUAUGAAAUUGCAGCCUUAUUUCGUUAUUUGCGUGGGCAGAAUUUUAUUUAUUAUUAUUAUUAGUAUUAUUAUAUUUUUUAAAAAUAAUGUGUAGAGAGAAUCGAGGAGAGAUAAAGGGAUGGAUUUUAUUUUCAACAAAAGCAGUUUGAAUUGUUACCAUUAAAUGUAUCAUUUUAUAUUUGCUCCAUUGUAAAAUGUAUGUAGUUUUUUUUAUGUAAAUAAACAUAAAAUUUUUUUCAA